Labrus mixtus (cuckoo wrasse) is the source of this 5110-nucleotide messenger RNA. RefSeq names its product FMR1 autosomal homolog 2 (gene fxr2). The record is from RefSeq and is a predicted model, not a curated record. The transcript has 17 exons. Gene Ontology annotation, molecular function: translation regulator activity; protein homodimerization activity; mRNA 3'-UTR binding. Gene Ontology annotation, cellular component: growth cone; axon; postsynaptic density. Gene Ontology annotation, biological process: regulation of translation at postsynapse, modulating synaptic transmission; DNA damage response; negative regulation of translation. NCBI's taxonomy places the organism in Eukaryota, Metazoa, Chordata, Actinopteri, Labriformes, Labridae. The coding region runs from base 503 to 2536 and encodes 677 amino acids.
CCGAUUCACUCUAUCGGCGUGUGUUUGUGGGGACGGGUAGUUGGAGUAAAGGAGUCGCCGGGCGGUAGCGCAUCUCGAAACGCCUUUUUGGGAAAGAAACGCAGGUGAAAAUCGCACCACAGACUGAAGAGGCCAUCCCCAGUGACGACUUCUGGGAAAUUAUUCACCGCAACGACUGCGCCACACGCUCCGCCAACAAAACGCAACCGGGCUAUCAAAUGCUAGCCAGCUAGCAUCCCUGAAACCUGACGGGAUCAAGGUGUUGAUAGCUAGCCUCCCAGCUAAUCAUCCAUCAGUUAGCAUCCACAAACAGACAACGGAGCUUACAGACCCAGCUGCUGUAUUACACCAUCACCCCUUCUCCUCUGCCCCUCUCCCUCCACCCGAAACACUGGAAAUCCACAAGCGGCCGGAGAGCGGCGAAGGGCCGGUGAAGCUGGGGGUGGUUACGCUACCGGACCCGCACGGAGACAAGCCCAGCCGUGGGGAGCUACCGACGACGAUGGCCGUGGACGGGCUGGCCGUGGAGGUUCGCGGCUCGAAUGGGGCCUUCUAUAAGGGUUACAUCAAAGAUGUCCACGAAGACUCCCUCACAAUCGUCUUUGAAAACAACUGGCAGCCAGAGAGACAGUUGCCCUUCAGCGAUGUGCGGUUGCCCCCUCCAUCCGACUACAACAAGGAUAUCGGCGAAGGAGAGGAGGUGGAGGUUUACUCCAGGGCCAACGAACAGGAGCCAUGUGGCUGGUGGCUGGCCCGGGUCAGAAUGAUGAAGGGAGAGUUCUACGUGAUCGAAUACGCGGCAUGCGACGCCACAUACAACGAGAUUGUCACAGCUGAGCGCAUCAGGCCCCUUAACCCCAACAGCCCAUCCUCUCGAAACUCCUUCCACAAAGUCCCCAUCCCUAUCCCAGAAGACCUGAGGGACAUCUGUUCAAAUGACAACAUUCACAAAGACUUCAGGAAAGCUAUCGGAGCCAACUGCAUCUUCUACAGUGCCCAAACACACGAACUCAUUGUGCUGUCUACAAAUGAAACUACAGUAAAGCGAGCAACUCUUUUGAGCGACAUGCAUUUCCGCAGCAUCCGAACCAAGCUUAUGCUAAUGUCCCGCAACGAAGAAGCCACCAAACAUUUGGAGACAAGUAAGCAGUUAGCCUCAGCGUACCAGGAGGAGGUGAAGGUCAGGGAGGACCUGAUGGGCCUCGCCAUCGGCUCCCACGGUGCCAACAUCCAGCAGGCCAGGAAGGUGCCUGGUGUCACAGCCAUCGAGCUGGAGGAGGAGAGCUGCACAUUCAGGAUCUACGGCGAAAGCCCAGAGGCAGUGAAGCAGGCAAGAGAGUAUCUUGAGUUCAAAGAAGACUACUUUCAGGUACCCAGGAACCUUGUAGGCAAAGUAAUCGGCAAAAGCGGCAAAGUCAUCCAGGAAAUCGUGGACAAGUCGGGCGUGGUCCGCGUCCGCAUCGAGGGAGACAACGACAAAAAGCUUCCCCGGGAGGAGGUAGGCAGGCAGGGGGCAGGCAGGGACGACACUGCCAGCGGCAAAGAGGGCAUGGUUCCCUUUGUGUUCGUGGGAACUAAAGAAAACAUCAGCAACGCCCAGGCUCUGUUGGAGUACCAUGUGUCCUAUCUCCAGGAGGUGGAGCAGCUUCGCCUGGAGCGUCUCCAGAUUGACGAGCAGCUCCGUCAGAUCGGAGUCGGUUACCGUGCACCUACCAAUCGAACAGCGGGGCCUGGCACCGAGCGGGAGAAGGGCUACCUGACAGACGAGAGCAGCAACUCACUCCACACAUCUCGCACUUAUGGGGGUCGUGGCAGAGGCCGCAGGACCUCCAACACCCAGUACUCUGGAUAUGGCACAAACUCUGAACUGUCCAACGCUUCUGAGUCAGAGGAUGUGAACGACAGAGACCAGCGGCCCAGAGGCCUAGGUGGAGACGAGAGAGGCUCCCGACGGGGUGGCAGGGGCCGAGGAACUAACUCUGGACGAGGCCGUGGAGGGCCAGGGUCCAAGCCUUCCAACUCCAUCAGCUCAGUGCUGAGGGACCCAGACAGUAACCCAUACUCCCUGCUGGAGGGUGAGGGAGAGCUGGCUGAAGCAGACAUGAGUGAGGGCAUGGGAGGAGACCGCCGCAGACGCUCCAGGCGCCGCCGCAACGACCAGGAGCCCAGUGUGAUGGAUGCUGCUGCAGAGUCUGACGGCCAGACUGGACCCAGCGAGAACGGACUGGAUGACGAAGGCCGACCUCAGCGUCGCAACCGAAGCCGUCGGCGUCGUAACCGUGGCAACCGCCCCGAGGGAGGUUCCACCAGCCGUGACAGACAGACAGCUGAUAGUGUGACCGUUGCCGACUACAUUUCUCGUGCCGAGUCCCAGAGCAGGCAGAAUCUGCCUCAGAAGGAAAACCACACUGGCCCUGAGCCCAAGGAAAACGGGACCAGCGCCCCAAUGCCGGAGUUAACGCCUUCCAAGCGUUCCCCUAGCAAAGGCAUGACCUCGCCCAGCGAGACCCUGACCUUGGUCAACGGGGUCUCGUAAAGAGCCGGCCAUGCCCCUCGCGAAACCCAAGUCUAGAGCAAGACUCCAUGGCAAACUCUGUCCCUGCUUGCAUUAACUUAAACCUUAAACAGAUGAGUGAAAAAGUACCUGACAAAAUACCUGAAUUCAUACUAUGAGAGUGAAAAAGUACAAAAAAACGACAAACGCAUCUACUUAAAAACACACGUUAACGGUGUAUGCUAUCCUAUCUAUCAGUACUUAGUGCUUAUUUAAAAAAAAAAAAACAACUAGCUUGCCAAAAAAGAGCUGGUGGAUAUGACUUGAUUUUUAAAAAUACUGAAAUACGAGAAACAGGACAAGACUUUUUCUUUUGUUUUUCAAACGGUUGUCUUUAUUUGUGUAUUAUUUUUUUUGUUAUGUUGAUUUUGAUCAUUGUUUAUCACUGGUUUGGACAUGGCGGUCGCUCUCUCAACCAAAACAGACGCGUCUCUUAACAGUGUUACAGUGCAGACAAAGAGAGAUGUAAGCUGUAGGGGAGUGGCGCACGAGCAGACAGUCCAAUAGUUUAUAUGACGCGAUGUUCGCACACUGUACCGGGACGUGGAGACAGACGGACAGAUUGGAAUAUUGAUAGACAUUGUGCCUUGAAUUUGAAAAAAAAUAAAUAAAAAAACAUGAGUUUUCCAUUAAGUUUGUUUUUGUUUCCUGAGAGGAAGAAAUGAGGGAGAGACGUUCUCUCUUUGGGUUUUCCUUUUUAUGGUUCCAAGAAGAGAACAGACCUGUGAGGGAGUGAUGAGGAUAGAGAGAGAGAGAGAUGGAAAAAAAAUAAUAAAGGAUACAGAAAAGGAAGAAGCAACUGACCAACAUGAAGGAAUGUGAGGAAAACAGUGGUGCCAAACACAAAAAAUUCAAGGCGCUUGUCCUCAUUCCGAGUAGAAUAGACAGCGUCAGGGUCAGUGCGUGCGUGAUGGCGUACAUGUGUUUGUGUGUGCACAGUUGCGAGAUUUGGCAACCACAAAACUAAACAAGGUGGGGUGAUGUAACAAAAACACAAAGCAGCCCUGGGUGGGGGCACACGGUCAGGCAUCUUCUAUUUAUCAACAGGCCUGAUAAAUAGGGUUCUUUGAGGGGUCCAGGGUGGCACCCACGCAGCCGUGUUAACCAGGACAGGCUGAGACCAGACAAGACGGCAGACUUGAACUCUAGACUUUAGACUUAAAGGAGAACUAAACCGUGCCUCUUUCUCUGUCCGAGGGGGCGGCGGCGUUAGCUUCCAGCCACACUAGUGUCUUGAUAAACCACUGCAGCGCGCAGCUCCGGAUGCACACGAUGGGGCGACCACCUUUUCUGGGGACGGGGGUGCUGCUAGUGGGGGGGGAGGAGGAGGGGGGCCUGGAGAUUGUGGGAAUGGGACAGCUUCAAUUAACAUGAGAGCCACACGACACACAGGCCCACACUUACAGGUACACACAACACACACACCAGGGUGCGCGUAAAAGUCGGCGUGGUCGCACACACCGUGGUGCACGAUAAGAGGACCGCAUCAAGAAACUAAAGAAGCUGAGCGUCCGUCUUGUACCUGGCAGUAUGGGCUGGGGGGGGGGGGGGGGUGGAGUAUGAGAGGGACUCAGAAAAAAAAAAAAUACUCAGUGGCUCUCUGCUCAUGUUGUUACUGUUGUCUUGGUUACCGCUCUCAAGUUCUUUUUGUUGCUAUUUCCACAUCUUAGAAAAUGAAAUAAAAAAUUGAAGUGAAAUCAACCUCUUCUCUGGAGACGAACUUUGAUUUCUCUGUCUUGUGAGUUUGCAGUCUAUUUUUCUAACUCUGCAUGGCAUUUAGUUAAACGAGUAGUCGGUGGUGCCUGUCCCUGUGCAUGAGGAAAGAGGGUGUUUUAUUAAUCUGACUUACAAAGCCAUUGUUUCAUUCACUAGAACUGCUGCUAAUGUACACAUUGAAUGUCCAACUAACGUAGAAACUCGACCCUGAAGAGAGAGAGGGAAACUAUUUGUGGCUUCAAAAGACAAAAAACAAACAAAAUCUCCUCCCUCUUUCUCACCUGGCCCCUGAAAGUUUCUCGAGUUGGAUACGAGUCAGGGGAAGGGGACUCGUUCCUUUCGCUCACAAGUUUUAAAGUCUCACAAAGUAUUAAAAUACAACAUUGUGCAUGACAAAGCAAGCGUCCACAUGACCAAAGGUUUUGAGAGACAGAUAAAACGGAAAUGUGGUUGAAUGGAGAUUGACCCAGAUGCUGCUCUUAUACAGUUCUGCUCACCUGUAUGUUGUGUUUUUAAAGGAUGAACGAGCACUUGAGUAUUUGUACCUUGGUUAAGCUGCAUGUGUGUGAGUGGAGGACGAGGCCCUAUCUUGUAUGUUUGUGUUUACCUUUAUACCUCAUCGUGUGAAUACUGUAUUUUCCUUAUGUAUCUGAACCCCUCCCGUCCUGUUGAAAGACUGCUGGCUGCUGUGUGUGUGUGCGCCUGUGUGCGUGUGUGUGUUUGUGUGUGUCUGUGUGGAUGCUGGUUGUACAGUCGACUCCUCACUCUGUCAGAUUUUGUCUCUGGUUUUCUCACUCAUGUUCUGAUGGCAAUAAAGGACUUUUCAUUGUUUGGUAUACA